Messenger RNA from Aricia agestis (brown argus), 1287 nucleotides. Its product is annotated as E3 SUMO-protein ligase ZBED1-like. Gene Ontology annotation, molecular function: DNA binding. Bases 109 to 1287 code for a protein of 392 amino acids. The transcript has 2 exons. Lineage: Eukaryota; Metazoa; Arthropoda; Insecta; Lepidoptera; Lycaenidae. The record is from RefSeq and is a predicted model, not a curated record.
UAUGGCCGACCGAGUCUCUGCUGUGGAAACGUGUGUUGUGUUUUAAUACGAUACAAGUGUUUGCUUUGUUUGAAACUAAAAAGAAACUUUGAUUUAUCAACAGUUAUAAUGGGACCCAAGAAAAAAAGUUCAGUUUGGCAGUUCUUUAACAAAAUUGAUGAUAAGAAAACGAAAUGCAAACUAUGUCAAAAGGAAAUUAAGUCUGCUGGAAAUACUACGAACUUAAUUGGGCACGUUCGUAAUGUUCAUAAGGCUGCUUAUCUUGAAAUUCAGCCAAAACAAAAUACAUUAAAUGCAGAAGAAAUAUCGAAUCCUCUAAAUACCAAGGUAACGCCUAACGAUAACAUUGAUGAUGGUUUACUUCAAUCUGAACCGAUUCCUAGUACAAGUGGCAGUGGCAAUAAAAGAUCCUGUGAGCCGUUACCGAAAACCGUAAAUGAAACUAUUGAUUUAGACUUAGAAGAAAACGUUACCCCUUUAAAACGCCAAAAAACAAUACAGGCCGCCUUUAAAGAUAUUUCUUCUUACUCAGAAUCUGGACAGAAGACAAGGAAACUGAACAACUGUUUAUUAUUCAUGAUUUGCAAAGACCAUCAGCCUUUCUCAAUUGUUGAAAACGAAGGCUUCAGAACUCUAAUGAAAACAGUUGCUCCUCAAUAUAAACUCCCGAGUAGAACAACUCUAAGACGCUGGCUGGACGAUAAAUAUGAAGUAAUUUCAGAGACAAUUAAAAAAAUGCUAUCCUCUAUAGAAGAUAUAACCCUAACAACGGAUAUUUGGUCGGAUACCUUAAAUAUGAAAAGUUUUUUGGGCAUCACAGCGCAUUUCGGAAUAGACAUUGAACUAUACUCAAUCACUUUAGGCGUGUACGAAUUGGAUGAAAGACAUACAUCAGAUUAUCUUUCUGAAAUUCUCUUAAAGGUAUGCCAAGACUGGAAAAUAGACCAAGAGAAUGUAACGGCUGUUGUUACUGACAACGCAGCCAAUAUAGUAAAGGCGAUCGAAUUAGCGUUCGGUAGAAGGAAACAUAUCCCAUGUUUUGCCCAUACUUUGAAUUUGGUAGCUGAAGGCACAAUGAUGUGUACUGAGUGGAGAAACAUUGUUUCUAAAGUAAAAACAAUAGUGACUUGGUUUAAACAGAGUUGCGUAGCUAGUGACGAGUUACGUAAAGCCUGCGGCUAUGGAGUCUCCUGCUGGGGUAAAAUUAAUACAAAGCGUGGAUACUCGUUGGAACAGUACAUACUAUAUGUUACAAAGAUUUCUAGAACUCCGCAGUGUCAUAAAUGA